CUUUCUGGGUAAAGAUGGAUGCUCACGAUUUGUUUCGCCGGCUUGGCGCGGGGGCGAAAUUCGACGUGAGACGCUUUUCGGCGGACGCAGCCAGAUUCCAGGUAGGAAAAAGGAAAUAUGACUUUGAUUCUUCGGAGGUGCUGCAGGGACUGGACUUUUUUGGAAACAAGUCUGUGCCAGGUGAGUGUGGAGCAUCAAGAACUCAUCAGGAGCUCCAGGAUGAAGAGAAAAAAGAAAGCCUAACUGAAAGGAAGAGGGAGCAGAACAAGAACAAGAGGAAGAAAGUGACUUCAGAAGUUACUUCUCAAGAAGGUUCUACUAUACAGUGGAUAUCAUCAGUGGAAGCAAAGAUUGAAGAUAAAAAAAUCAAAAGAGAAAAUAAACUAACUUCAGGAAAGUUGGAGCAGCUCAGAAAAGAAAAGAUAAACUUUUUCCGGAAUAAACACAAAAUUCACGUCCAAGGAACUGAUCUUCCUGACCCAAUUGCUACAUUUCAGCAACUUGACCAGGAAUAUAAAAUCAAUUCUCAACUGCUUCAGAACAUUCUAGAUGCAGGCUUCCAGACGCCUACGCCAAUCCAAAUGCAAGCCAUUCCAGUUAUGCUUCAUGGUCGAGAACUUCUGGCUUCUGCUCCUACUGGAUCUGGAAAGACUUUGGCUUUUAGCAUUCCCAUUUUAAUGCAGCUGAAACAGCCCGCAAAUAAAGGCUUUAGAGCCCUGAUUAUAUCACCAACACGAGAACUUGCCAGCCAGAUUCAUCGAGAGUUAGUAAAAAUCUCUGAGAGAACAGGAUUCAGGAUACACAUGAUCCACAAAGCAGCAGUGGCAGCCAAGAAAUUUGGACCUAAAUCAUCUAAGAAGUUUGAUAUUCUUGUGACUACUCCAAAUCGACUAAUCUAUUUAUUAAAGCAAGAUCCUCCAGGAAUAGACUUAACAAGUGUUGAAUGGCUGGUAGUAGAUGAAUCAGACAAACUGUUUGAAGAUGGCAAAACUGGGUUCAGAGACCAGCUGGCUUCCAUUUUCCUGGCCUGCACGUCCCACAAGGUCAGAAGAGCUAUGUUCAGUGCAACUUUUGCUUAUGAUGUUGAGCAGUGGUGCAAACUCAGCCUGGACAAUGUCAUUACUGUAUCCAUUGGAGCAAGGAAUUCUGCAGUGGAGACUGUAGAACAAGAGCUUCUCUUUGUUGGGUCUGAGACUGGAAAACUUCUGGCCAUGAGAGAACUUGUUAAAAAGGGUUUCAAUCCACCUGUUCUAGUUUUUGUUCAGUCCAUUGAAAGGGCUAAAGAACUUUUUCAUGAGCUUAUCUAUGAAGGUAUUAAUGUGGACGUUAUUCAUGCAGACAGAACACAGCAACAGAGAGAUAACACAGUCCACAGCUUCAGAGCAGGAAAAAUCUGGGUUCUCAUUUGCACAGCCUUGCUAGCCAGAGGGAUUGAUUUUAAAGGUGUGAACUUGGUGAUCAACUAUGACUUUCCAACCAGCUCAGUGGAAUAUAUCCACAGGAUAGGUCGAACUGGAAGAGCAGGGCAUAAAGGAAAAGCUAUUACAUUUUUCACUGAAGAUGAUAAACCAUUAUUAAGAAGCGUUGCCAAUGUUAUACAGCAGGCCGGAUGUCCUGUACCAGAAUACAUAAAAGGCUUCCAAAAACUACUAAGCAAACAAAAGAAAAAGAUGAUUAAGAAGCCAUUGGAAAGGGAGAGUAUUAGUACAACUCCAAAAUAUUUCUUAGAAAAAGCUAAGGAUAAACGGAAAAAGGUCACUGGUCAGAACAGCAAGAAGAAAGUAUCUCCUGAAGACAAAAGUUAAAAACAGACUUUUUUUUUUUUUUGAGGAAGAUCAGCCCUGAGCUAACAUCUGCCAAUCCUCCUCUUAUUGCUGAGGAAGACUGGCCCUGGGCUAACAUCCAUGCCCAUCUUCCUCCACUUUAUAUGGGACGCCGCCACAGCAUGGCCUGACAAGCAGUGCAUCGGUGCGUGCCCAGGAUCUGAACCGGCGAACCCCAGGCCGCCGCAGCAGAGCACGCGCACUUAACUGCUUGCGCCACCGGGCUGCCCCGUCCCCCCCCCAGCCAAAAAAAACAGACUUUUUAAAAGACUAUACAGAAAUAUAAUUUUAUGGUCCCAGUGUGAAUGUUGUUUUCAUGGAAUACUUCAAGUCUUAUUAUAAUCACGUGUACCAAACAUUUGAAAUCAGCUGCAAGAACAUGGGACUGGUGAAAAAUGAUUCUAAACUACCAAGUGUAUCAUGUCAAAUUACAAUUUGUAGGUGACUUUUAAAUGAUUAUACAAUGGAAAUAACAUUCAUGGACAUUUCUGUGGUUUGAAUCCAGAGAGAUACUUCUUAUAGAAGAACAAAAGCUUAUGCUAAAAAUAACAACACCCAAAUGUGGUGAACUCUUAAGGAUUUUUUCCUUCAAGUGUGAAGGAAGGUGAGAUGUAUGCUGUGGAGAGGCAUCUGGAACCAAAUUUCAAAGUAAAGCUUUGAGAUUGAAUUUCCCUUCCCACCCCACCCCCCUUUUUAUUUUGGAUGGACAAGCAGCAGCACAUGCUGUCUUCCAAGAAGAAACCUACUGCACUCUAUUUUACCAUUUCCUAAUUUGCUGAUGGUCUUUUGUGGUAUGAGCCACAAUAAAGAGAUGCCUCUUCUGUGGCUGGUUAUUCAAAUUCCCUAGGAUUUUAAAUUCUUUGGUCUAUGAAAUAUCUUUACACCUCAUUGCUAAGGUAGCUCAUAAUCAUUCUCUCCCUUUCUUCAUUUUCCAUCCUUUAACCAUGCCUUUCCUGUCUUUUUCCAUUCAAGAUGACGAUGCUUGAAAACUGAUAAACGUUUUAUCCCGAUAAGGAAGAAUGUUCCUAUUACUUGAUACACCUCUGGCUCUGUUCUCUUACAGCUUACCUUUCCUGAGGCUUUAUGGCCCUUCAUCCAUUUAGUAAGCAGGUCUCUGCCAAAGGUAAAGGAUUAUGAUUAUACACUGGUGGAGACUGUUCACUGUUAGAUUUUUCUGUUGCUAGUUUUGUACAGUGAAAUAAAAAAUCGACUUCAUACAUGUAAGGAACUUAGAAUGAUAGCUGACAUGAAUGCUAUUAUCAAUACUACCACAAUACUGUAAUAUAGAUAACCUUUUCUCAACAUCAUUUAAAUUAAACUUAUUUAUUUCCUUUA
This is a messenger RNA of Diceros bicornis minor, 3158 nucleotides long. It is a transcript of the gene DDX52, whose product is annotated as DExD-box helicase 52. NCBI's taxonomy places the organism in Eukaryota, Metazoa, Chordata, Mammalia, Perissodactyla, Rhinocerotidae. The record is from RefSeq and is a predicted model, not a curated record. The coding region runs from base 15 to 1805 and encodes 596 amino acids. Gene Ontology annotation, biological process: maturation of SSU-rRNA. Gene Ontology annotation, molecular function: ATP binding; RNA helicase activity; nucleic acid binding. The transcript has 15 exons.